GACUAAUAUCGGUCAAUUCAACACACGUUUCGAUAACCUCUUGUCGGUACCUCGCCUUUAUUUACAUGUGUUUCUGUUUAAGACACGGGAUACACGGGGCAAAUAUAUUUUCGAUUUACAUGUUAGAAACUGUGAAUAAGUUUUAACUUUGGUCUAGACAUGAUUUGUCAAUUAGUAAUUUAUUUAGCUCUUUUUGUUGGUCAACUUCGUGCCGAAUACGAUUGCUUGUGCAAUUAUAACGUUGAGAAAGGCGUCUACCCUACGGCAUCAGAUAAAAGUAAGCCAAUGGCAUAUCUUUAUGAAUUUGACUGCAAACCUGUAGUGAGACUAACACCUACAACCUCUGACUGGGCCGAGAUUGCAAUUGAGCAUAAGAUAGGUUAUGUUUUGAAAGACCCUCAGAUCAAAGUGCAGGUCUGUCCCGGCGAGGUAUCCUCUGAGGAUAAAUUGACAACAGUAUCUGUUCCUGUCGGCCAGACAUCUCUCACUACAUUAGCUGAAACAACAUCUUACAUUGUGGAAACUUCACAAACUACCUCCACAGUACCUACUACACGCACCUCAAUAUCAACGAAUAUCAAUGUGUUUUCAACAACACCAGUACCAACAACAUCAACAACUAAUCCAACAACAUCAGCAACUCAAGUGUCAUCAUCGCUCCCGACAUCCACAGCCUCAACAUCGAAUGUACCAACUAGCCAGACACCCGAUAUCGUCACUACACUAUUUACAACUGCACAACUAUCACAGACUCCAGGAUUAACUACAGGUAGCACUUUGGUGUGCCCAACGGUCGUCCAGCAAAGUGCUCCGCAAGAAACUGGCACGCUGUUUAUCAAUUAUGAUGACCGAAAAUGUUAUGAAAUGAUUACAACCCGCCAUACUUGGGAGUAUGCUGAGAAGGAUUGCAAAUUGAAAGGAGGUCAUUUGGCUACUAUAGGAGAUUCUCGCGACGAGGACUUGGUUUAUAAAUAUAUCAAGUCAUAUGGACAUGCAACCUGGAUAGGCCUUCAUGAUAUGAACACAGAAGAAAGUUUUGAGUGGGCAUCUGGAGAACCUGUAGUAUAUCUGAACUGGCAUGCUGGUAGGAAAAAUUUGUUUUUACAUGGGAUAGAAGACUGUGUGGCAAUGGGACCACUAACUGGUACGUGGGAAGAUAUGGACUGCCUUGACAGAUAUGCCUAUAUUUGCGAAUAUGAUGCGGUAUAUGGCAGCAAUGAUACAAGUGUGCAGGUCUCUACUCCGUCUCAAACCGGAACAUAUACAACCGGGAAUACAAUGAUGUGCCCGUCACCAGUAAGAUCAGCUGCAUUGAACGACAAUGCCGAACUAGGUCAGUACGGGAGAAGUUGCUACGAACUGAUAUCACGUACCCGGGUAAGUUGGGAGCAUGGCGAAAAUAUGUGUAGAAAUCGAGGUGGCCAUCUAGCACAUAUAAAUAACGCAGAUGAGCAAGGUUUUGUCCAGUAUUUUAUGAACCGUUAUUCUCCACAACACGCUAUAUGGAUUGGUCUUCACGACACCAAAGUUGAGGGACAGUUUGAAUGGUCAUCAGGUAACACUGUGAGUUUUACAAACUGGGUUCCUGGACACAAGAGCAACUUUCAAAGUUCUCACACAGAGGACUGUGUUGCAUUCAUACCUUACAAGAACGGUCAGUGGGACGACAUUCCAUGUGGAAAUAAUCUGAUACUUUUUGGAGAUUUAGGAGAAACACACCCUAUCUUAUGUCAGUAUGAAACUAUGGGCGGUGACUUCGCUAUUAUAGUUUUCACUAUAGUAUGCACAUUUUUCCGACCGACGUUGGGUGAUUACUCGUGUAUAUGUAAUUACAAUGUUGAAAAGGCAAUCUUCUCAUCGAAAUCGGAGCAAGGUCAGCCGAUUGGCUACAUGUACGAGUUUGACUGUAAAGCACAGCAAGGCACAGAGGACGGUGAUUGGUUAAGAAUCGCGUUUGAGCACCAAGUAGGGUACAUCAGAAAAGAUGGACAGAUUAUGGUGCAAGUAUGUGCCGGAAGCCCUCCUGACGAAGAUAUUGUCACAACUACACCAGCACCACUGACAACAACGUUAUUGAUAACAUCUACCACGACAGAACCAACAUCACAAGCUAUGUCAACUGAUUCUACAAUAAUCACCACUGAAGUAUCAACAAAGCUAUCAACAGCCACAACAGCACAACAAACUAUACCAUCCUCAACAACCACAACCACAGAACCAACCACAGCUUCUAUCACAAAACAAACAAUAAUUUCUACCACACGACCUAUCACAGCUUCAGCAACACGACCAACCACAACUAUUACACAACCAACCGCAGCUUCAACAACACAACCAGCCACACAUUCUACAACAAAACCAACCACAGAUUCUACCACACAACCGACCACAGUUUCUACAACACAACCAAUUACAGCUACUACCACACAAUCAACCACAGCUUCUACCACACAACCAACCACAGCUACUUCCACACAACCAAAUACAGCUUCUACUACACAACCAACCACAUAUACAUUCAAGCCUAUACAAACAACUCGAGGUACUGUGUUGUCAUGCCAUGAUUUACUGAGUGACACUGUGACCAAGGAUAAUGGGACUCUGUUUGCAUUCGGAGAGAAAUGCCUUGAGCUCCUGCGCAUUCAUACAACGUGGGUCAAUGCGGAAUUAGAAUGUAGAAGGAAAGGUGGUCACCUUAUAUCAAUUGCUGACUCCAAUGAACAGAGGGUGAUAUACCAAGUGAUUAAUACAUACUAUCAUGAGGCUGUGUGGAUAGGUUUACAUGAUAUGCACCAUGAGGAGAAAUUCGAGUGGACCUCAGGAAAGUCUGUUGUUUACACUAAUUGGUACCCUGGAAGGAAAGACCCGACUCUCCACUGGACAGAGGAUUGUGUUGCUAUGGCAUUGGACAAGUACUCCGGACGCUGGGAAGAUCGCAGCUGUAAGGAGACAAGAGGAUUUAUCUGCCAAUUUGAAAAGCACAAAGUGAGCCCACCAUCUUUUAUAGGAUGAUUGUAGAGUUUCUGGUUUCGCAGGGAACAAAAUGAAAUGUCUCAAGUAUUAUAAUGAAUUUCAAAUAAAUAAUAUAGAAUAGAAAA
Mercenaria mercenaria is the source of this 3098-nucleotide messenger RNA. RefSeq names its product macrophage mannose receptor 1-like. Lineage: Eukaryota; Metazoa; Mollusca; Bivalvia; Venerida; Veneridae. The transcript has 16 exons. The record is from RefSeq and is a predicted model, not a curated record. Bases 160 to 3012 code for a protein of 950 amino acids. Gene Ontology annotation, molecular function: signaling receptor activity.